ACGGACAGGGAAGGAACCGAUUCUGAAACCCUAAGCCUAGAGAGAACGCGAAAGCCCUAGAGAAAGUGGGAUAAAAAUGCCGCUCCACACGCUGGACGCGACGGUAGCGAACUUCGGGGAGGUGAUGGAGAAGUUCAAAUCGGAAGCAGCGGAAAACAAAACCAAUCUUAUCCUCUUCUUGGCCGACAAAGACCCUUCCACCUGUCUCAGUUGGUGUCCUGACUGUGUGAGAGCUGAACCUAUAAUCUAUAAGAAGCUGGAAGCAUCAGCAGAUGAUGUGGCACUUCUUCGAGCUUAUGUCGGUGAUAGACCUACCUGGAGGAAUCCCAAUCAUCCUUGGAGGAUUGAUUCAAAGUUUAAGCUCGCUCGAGUUCCCACACUUAUUCGAUGGGAAGAUGAUGCCAUCAAAGGGCGCCUUGAAGACCAUGAAGCUCACCUUGAGCACAAAAUUGAUGAUCUUCUUGCCUGAAGAUAAGAUGUUGUCUUCCUUAGUAAGGAUGGCUAAAGAGAUCUAUAGGUUAUGAAAUAAUCAGGGCAACUAAACCUGUCGGUUCUUAUCAGUUGCACUUACACAUUUGCUAAUGCACUUAUGCAAUGAUCUGCAGUACAGUGGCCAAUGAAAUACUAUUACCAUGUUAUAAUGUGA
This is a messenger RNA of Diospyros lotus (date-plum), 646 nucleotides long. Its product is annotated as thioredoxin-like protein Clot. NCBI's taxonomy places the organism in Eukaryota, Viridiplantae, Streptophyta, Magnoliopsida, Ericales, Ebenaceae. Gene Ontology annotation, cellular component: cytosol. The coding region runs from base 77 to 469 and encodes 130 amino acids. Gene Ontology annotation, molecular function: protein-disulfide reductase [NAD(P)H] activity. The record is from RefSeq and is a predicted model, not a curated record. The transcript is spliced from 2 exons.